AUGUUUCAGCUUCUCGGGCUUGAUUUCUCCAAACGAUGUCUUGCGACGCUCACGCCCAAGAAAAUCGACCCGCAGGCGAGGACAUCAAGAUGCUUAACCUCGAAUACUUUCAUCCUUGCACCCGCUUCACACCCUCGUUACGGUGCUACACGAUCUCAAUCGACUCGUUCAAACGGACCUAUAUGCAGAUUCAUUAAUGCCGCCUCCUUUAUCGGGAAACCACUUCCAGAUGGAGAACUUUCGGAAUCUGCUCUGUUGAGACGGCAAAAACCUACAUCAUUUGGCAAGUGGGUAGACAAAGAAAAACGACGGUGGAGUGAAGAGUAUUUAGCAUGGUCUCCCCAAGAACGGCCUCCGAAGUAUGAAAGGAUGACGAAUUCAGGUCACGAUUGGUGGUUUAUCAAUCACUCUACAACCGACCCUACCAGGCCAACAUUUCUGGGUGUAGCUGAUGGUGUCGGAGGGUGGACGGAAAGUGGGAAUGACCCGGCGGAAGUCUCGCAAGGGAUCAUGUUUCAUGCCAAUCGGAUAUUGGAAGAUCGAUCUACUUCGCAGACGGACGACAGCCCACAAUCAUUGCUAGCCAAAGCGUUCCAAGCCACCUUAAAGGAUGAUCAGGUCCGCGGAGGAGCUUCGACUGCAUUGAUAGCUCAACUGGACCCGAAAACCGCUCGUCUUCAUUGGGCCAAUCUGGGCGACUCUAGCAUGCUCCACAUCAAAGCCGGCGCGGAGAAAGUGGGCGCUCAAACGAAGGCGCAGACACAUUCCUUUAACUGUCCUUACCAGCUCACCAAGUUCCCGGCUGAAUAUUCUACCCAUGACUUCGACCCUGAUACCCCCGAGAUGGCGGACUCGGGUACUCAGAUCCUCGAGGACGGUGAUAUUGUGCUGCUUUUCACCGACGGUAUCGGUGAUAAUCUUUGGACUGAAGAGAUUCGCUCCCUCGCGCGAUUGAUACUCAAGAGCAAAGCAGAGUGGAAUGUCGCCGACCUCGUUCCGGCCCUCGCCCAUACAAUAUGUCACGGGGCUCAUAGAGCUAGUUUUCAAAAGAAUCGAUCGACGCCGUUUGAAGCCUAUGCUGCAAAACAUGCAAUCACUGAUUUGAAAGGCGGGAAAGUUGAUGACAUCACUUUGGUAGUCUCUCUAGUGCAGUAUAUAUGA
Puccinia triticina is the source of this 1161-nucleotide messenger RNA. RefSeq lists its product as uncharacterized. Bases 1 to 1161 code for a protein of 386 amino acids. The record is from RefSeq and is a predicted model, not a curated record. The transcript has 5 exons. Lineage: Eukaryota; Fungi; Basidiomycota; Pucciniomycetes; Pucciniales; Pucciniaceae.